AUGAAGAAAGUGAAUGCUGUUGAAGAGGAACAUGCAGUAUUGUUUACAGGUUACAAUAAGGAUGAGAUUCAGCGUUUGGGUGUAGAUGCUCGAAAUUGUGCUGUUCUUGAUAGUGCUUGCAGCAGUACAGUGUGUGGUAAAAACUGGAUAAAUAACUAUAUACAGUCAUUAGAUGUAGGAGAUAAACAGAGAGUAACACAGUUAGAUAGUCAGAGAGUUUUCAAGUUUGGUGGUGGGACAUGCCUAACAUCAAAAGGAGAAUACUGUAUACCUGCAGUGAUUGCUGGCAAAGAUGUUUUCAUCAAAACAGAUGUUGUGGAGUCGGACAUUCCCCUGUUAUUGUCUCGGACAGCAAUGAAGAGGGCUGCUAUAAAAAUGGAUCUAGAAAACGACACAGCUAGCAUUAUGGGAAAAGAGGUGGCUUUAAAUUUGACAACAUCAGGUCAUUACUGUAUUCCGAUAGAUAAGACGGUAGAGGUACCUGUAGAAAGUGUUUGUGCUGUAAACUUUGAUGAUUUAAGCAAAAAUGAGAGAUACAAAACAUUUGUGAAAUUGCACAGGCAAUUUGCACACCCACCUAAGAAACGGCUGUCAGCACUUAUGAAAGAUGCAGGUAUCUGGAGAGAAGAAUUUGAGGAAACUCUUGAUCUCAUUACUAACAAUUGUGAACUUUGCAAGAUGUAUGCAAAAACUCCAUCAAGGCCUGUUGUGGGUAUGCCUAUGGCUUCCAAGUUCAAUGAAAAAGUUGCGAUGGAUCUUAAGCAAUGGAACGGCUGCUGGAUUUUACACAUUAUAGACAUGUGGUCCAGAUAUACGGUGUCAACGUUUAUCAACAGAAAGAAGCCAGAAAAGAUUAUAGAUGCACUGAUGAGGGAAUGGGUAGGCAAGUUUGGCGUGAUGGGCUCAUUAAUGACUGACAACGGUGGUGAAUUCAAUUCAGAUGAAGUAAGAGAGAUCACGUCAAUACUGAACAUUAAAUUAUGCACAACAUCUGGUCAAAGUCCAUUUCAGAAUGGUUUAUGUGAGAGAGUGCAUGCUAUAACAGAUAUGAUGCUGAUUAAGUUACAGGCAGAUUGUGGGAAAGUAGACUUGCAGACGUUACUAUCAUGGGCGAAUAUGGCAAGAAAUUCUUUACAGAUGUGGAAUGGUUUUAGCAGUCAUCAGCUUGUUUUUGGGCAGAACCCCAAUAUUCCCAAUAUUAUGAGUGAAAACUUGCCUGCAUUACAAGGGACCACCAGCAGUGAGGAAUUUGCAAGGCAUUUGAAUGUUUUGCAUGCUGCUCGGAGAGCAUUCAUUCAGUCGGAAGCUGACGAAAGAAUAAGGAGAGCUCUACGUAAUAAAGUACGGGCUUCUGAACAAGUUUUUGAACAUGGUGAUAAUGUUUUCUACAAGCGAGAGGGAAAAGAGCGUUGGCUUGGACCUGGAAAGGUGGUAUUUCAAGAUGGAAAAGUGGUGUUUGUUAGACAUGGAGCAGUGUUUGUGCGAGUAUCGCCUAAUAGGCUGCAGAGGGUAAAUGAUUAUAUGAGUUCUGAUAAUCGUGAGGCAAACAGUUAUGAAAGUCUGGAAGAAGAAAGAAGCAAUGCUAAUGAGGGCACAUUAGCUGACCAGCAAACCUCAGAUCAGACAAGUAUGCAGACCAUAAACGAGGACAUACCAUCCUCAGAUCCAUUUAAGAACUUGCAGUCAAACAUGUCAGAUAGAUCAUCAGCUAGUUUGGAAAACAACAUUCAAAAUAUUCCACCUGAAGAAAGGACAUUGAAGGCAAAUGACAACAUACAAUAUAGAGCACAGGAUACAGAUCAGUGGAUACAAGCAAAAAUACUAGGAAGGGCUGGAAAAGCAACAGGCAGAAACAAGUUUUGGUAUAAUAUAGAGGAAGAUAUCAGCAAAGAGAAGAAGAGUAUUAAUCUGGAGGCAGUUCAAUGGAAAAUGUUAACAAAUGAGGUUAAUUUGGUAAUGAAACAGACUUGUGCUGAUGAUGAAGUCACAUCUGCUAAAAUUUGUGAACUUCAGAAGCUGCAACACUUUGGCACAUAUGAAGAAGUUCAAGAUUAUGGUCAGGUAACUUUAUCAACAAGAUGGGUGAUAACUCACAAAAAUGGUCAAACAAAGGCUCGACUUGUUGUACGCGGAUUUGAGGAAGAAUAUGUGAUGCAAAGUGACAGUCCAACAGUGGGAAAAGGAACACUUAGAACAUUUCUUGCACUUGCAGCUGUAAAUAAUUGGAUUGUAAAAACCACAGAUAUAAAGUCGGCGUUUCUACAGGGAAAAGAAAUUCGGAGGGAAGUCUACAUUAAACCUCCAAAGGAAAGUGACACUAUCGCUGGAAUAAUUUGGAAACUUAAACAUGGACUUUAUGGCCUCAAAGACGGAGCAAGACAAUUCUAUCUAAGUGUGAAAGACGAGUUAAUUAGAUUAGGGUGUCAUAUAUCAGAGAUGGAUCCAGCAAUGUUCUUUCUGCACACUGGAGACAAGCUUAACGGCAUUAUUUGUUGUCAUGUUGAUGAUUUUCUUCAUGCUGGUGAUGAAUGUUUGGAGAAGGUCCUGACUAAAUUACGAAAACGAUUUGUUGCAGGAAAAAUUGAAAAAGGACAGUUUGAUUAUAUUGGUUUCAGGAUUUCUCAGGAGAGCAAUGCAAUUAUUCUGGACCAAUCUAGAUAUGUGGAAAACAUAGAGAGCAGACAGAUUGACACAAAGAGAGUCCAGAAUAAACAGGAAGUAUUAACAUCUGAAGAACAGACUCUUUUCAGGAAAAUCAUUGGUCAGAUUAACUGGGUAGUGCAAGGAACAAGGCCCGAUAUGGCAUUUGAGUUGAUAGACUUGAGCACUAAACUCAAGGAAGCUACAAUGAGUGAUCUAUCUCAGGCGAUCAAAGCAGUGAACAGAUUGAAAAACUUCAAGUCUUUUAUAAGAUUCCCACAAUUGAGCAACUUUGUAGGUGAUUGGAAGAUUGCAGUCUUCACAGAUGCAUCUUUGUGCAACAUAAAUUCUGGAACAGGGAGCACUGCGGCUUAUAUAGUAUGGUUAAUGGACACUUCUGGAAAAUGUUGUCCACUUUUCUGGCAUACCAACAAAAUAAAAAGGGUAGUACGAUCAACAAUUGCUGCUGAAGCUCUCAGUUUACAAGAAGGAUUAGAAUGUGGAUAUUAUUACAGACAAAUGAUCGAAAACGCUCUAAGGAUACCCAAUCACACAAUACCAAUAAUUGCUUAUGUGGACAAUAGAAGUGUAAUAGAAGCUGUGAAUUCAACCAAGCUAGUAGAUGACAAGCGUCUUCGUGUAGAUAUAGCUGCAAUCAGCGAAUUUUUGUCCAGAAAUGAAGUCAAAGAAAUUCGAUGGUGCCAAGGGAAACAUCAUUUGGCUGACUGUAUGACUGAGCGUGGGGCAUCCGGAUAUGAUCUGCUGUGUGUAAUACAAGAAGGAACAAUUUCAAAAGAUUUUAUAUAG
This is a messenger RNA of Ruditapes philippinarum (Manila clam), 3447 nucleotides long. RefSeq lists its product as uncharacterized. The coding region runs from base 1 to 3447 and encodes 1148 amino acids. Gene Ontology annotation, molecular function: nucleic acid binding. The record is from RefSeq and is a predicted model, not a curated record. NCBI's taxonomy places the organism in Eukaryota, Metazoa, Mollusca, Bivalvia, Venerida, Veneridae. The transcript has a single exon. Gene Ontology annotation, biological process: DNA integration.